AUGCUCCCCCGAAAAUGCACAAUUCGUUUCGGCACCUCCAUCACUCCAAACUUCGCGAAACUCAUCGACGCCGUGCCUCCAACCGAUUCAGACUUCACUAACUCAACACUCCAUCCCACCACCACAUCCUCCAGAAUCUCCGAGGCUCCAGAGCUCUCAAAACUCAGAAGACCCUCACUAUCCGCUAUUUUAUCAGCGAUUAGUGAUCAAAAAACACUUUAUUUAUGGCAAAAAGCGAAAAUCGAUGAGAUGGGAUUGAGCGCUUUCAAGGCUUAUAUGACGGAUAGAAUGGCGUUGGGAACAAGAACUCACACAAAAGUUGAAGAAAUGCUGAAAAUUGGGCAUAAUGAGAAGGAAUUGACUGAAAUUAUCGAUGCGGAGAAGAAUUUGGCGAUAAGAAACUACAUGAAAAGCGCGUUUCCCGUGAUUCUGAAAAUUCAGAAUCCGGAAAUUUCGAUUUGCGAAAAACGAGUCCGACACCCUCUGCUAGCCUAUCAAGGACGAUUCGAUGCCGUCGUCAAGUGGAACGACAACUGGACAAUUCUCGACUGGAAAACUGCACCGGCGCGAUCUUCUUUCAGUCAGCAACGGGAGGAGAGCCUCUCCUACGCCAGCUACGUCCGCCAACUCGCCGCCUACGCAUCCGCCUAUAACUAUGAUGUUCGAUUCGAGGAUUUGCCUAUCGCAAAACAGGGUCUUCUCGUCAGCCUAAAAGAAGACGGCGCGCCAGCAGAACUCUAUCAGAUUCCAGAAGAAGAGAUGGAGAAUACGUUGAGUGAUGUGAAGGAGAAGUUGAGGGAAUUCUGGAGCAAAGUGACGUCAUCGAAAGGAACGAAUAUCGAUUUUGCCUAUAAACCGCCCAUUUAA
This is a messenger RNA of Caenorhabditis remanei, 867 nucleotides long. RefSeq lists its product as uncharacterized. Lineage: Eukaryota; Metazoa; Nematoda; Chromadorea; Rhabditida; Rhabditidae. Gene Ontology annotation, cellular component: mitochondrion. The record is from RefSeq and is a predicted model, not a curated record. Gene Ontology annotation, biological process: mitochondrial DNA replication. The transcript is spliced from 5 exons. Bases 1 to 867 code for a protein of 288 amino acids. Gene Ontology annotation, molecular function: single-stranded DNA exodeoxyribonuclease activity.